AUCAGUUCGGAGCUCCACGAUAGGCUCGUCUAUUACUCUGAAUGGGCUACGGCAGCAUAUUGUUCUCCGCAACAGGGCGAGACUGGGGGGAAAGUGUCCUGCCAAACUUCUAAGACAUGUGUGGUCGCCCCAGUGAGUCUUAAAACUCUAACGUGCUGGUUUAGCAUUGGCAACAAUUCAGCCACCGGCUUUGUCGCCGCCGACCAUACCACGAAGAACAUUAUCAUCUCUAUGCGCGGAUCCGUAGCCUUGGCCAAUUGGGUAGCCGACCUUAAAUUUUUCCAAACGGAGUGUGUUGACGGAUCAGUCGUCAUAGGACCGGGCUUUUGCAAUAUUGGAUUCUUGGGGUUCUGGCAGCAAUCUAGGGAAGCCGCAGAGGAAGGUCUUGCGCAGGGAUUGCAGGAAAACCCAAGUUAUAAUAUCGUCAUCACCGGCCAUAGUCUGGGAGCAGCGGCUGCCGUGUAUGGAGCCAGUUAUCUCCGCCAGAAUGCCCAGUAUAAGGACAAGAUAUUUUCGUACGGGCAGCCUCGAGCUGGAGAUGAAGCAUUUUCAAAAUUUGUCACUGCACAAGGGAAUAAUUAUCGCGUCACCCACACUAGCGAUGCCGUCCCAAAGCUGCCUCCAGAGAGUGGAAUUCAGGGCACGCUUGGCUUUGAAACAUACAGCCACAUUGCUCCCGAGUACUACAUUUCGGACGGCUUGGGCAUGAACAUCAACAAUAUUCACGUCAUCGACAGCGGAUCUAGCAACGAGGGUAACGCUGGUACAGGCCAGUUGAAGUUCAAUAUUGUUGCACACAUCCAGUACUUCCAGAAC
Molecule: messenger RNA, 816 nt
Organism: Eremomyces bilateralis CBS 781.70
Lineage: Eukaryota; Fungi; Ascomycota; Dothideomycetes; Eremomycetales; Eremomycetaceae
Product: alpha/beta-hydrolase
Exons: 3
Biological process (GO): lipid metabolic process
Source: RefSeq, a predicted model, not a curated record